This is a messenger RNA of Trichogramma pretiosum, 2781 nucleotides long. Its product is annotated as serine proteinase stubble-like. Bases 45 to 2369 code for a protein of 774 amino acids. The record is from RefSeq and is a predicted model, not a curated record. Gene Ontology annotation, biological process: proteolysis. Gene Ontology annotation, molecular function: serine-type endopeptidase activity. Lineage: Eukaryota; Metazoa; Arthropoda; Insecta; Hymenoptera; Trichogrammatidae. The transcript has 9 exons.
UGGACUCGAUCACGAGCACCGAGGACAGCGACAAGUGCCCGGGCAUGUGCGUUCACGCCCUGGCCACGCUGCUCUGCUACGAGGUCCUCGAGGACGUGCCCUGUCCCCAGUCGAGCAUGCGAUGCUGCGUCGACUCGCCGAUAAACGGCACGGGCAGCAACUCCAACGAGGUCGCCGACUACGAGCAGGAGAGCAGCUCCAGGCCCAGCAGCGGUUGGUCCGAGCAGCAGUCGUCCAAGCAGCCCGGCCACACGACCACGAGUAGCCUGGCUCCGAGCGUCGUCACUCCUGUGCCCGUUCAACAGCAGAGGCCGGCGGCCCCCGUCACAUGGGCAUCGUCGACGACGACGACGACGACGACUUCGACGACUACCUCGACUACUCAGAGGCCCGCAGUCGCAUCCGCCAAUCCGAGCAAGACCAGCGGGGACGACAAGAACAACGACGCAGCCUCCGAUAAAACGCCCAUCAAGACCUGUCCUGGUUACUGCAUGGCCGAGCGCAUCGCGCACUACUGCGACGCCGUCCUGUCGAUCGACUCGCUCUGCAAUGCGGAUCAGCGCUGCUGCGUCGAGCGCGACGUCUUCGGCGACUCGCCGCCGGCCGAGCUGCUGGUCAUCGAUCGCACCAAGUCCAAUUUGACGCGGGUCGAGGAGAAGACCGGCCAGACGUCCGUGGCCGCUUCGACGCCCGCUACCACCGGUGCUGCCGUAACGACGACGACGACCACGUCGACGAGCGCGACACCAAGGCCGAGACCAGCCGGUCCCAGCACCACCGAGGCACCACCGAAGCCCUGCAAGGGCGAGUGCGUCAGCGCGUUCUUCGCCCUGAUUUGCGAGAACGUCGAUACCGACGCGGAUUGCGGCGACUCGGCCUACUGCUGCAUCAGAGAUCCUCCCACGAGACAGGAAACCACCACGUCAACGACCACGAGACCAACGACGAAAGCGGCACCGGCAAAGUUACCGCCCUGCAACGGCUUCUGCCUCAUGAACAUCAUGUUGGCCUUCUGCGAGCGGCCCAAGGUACCGAUCUACCGGACGUCGACCUGCUCGCAAAGCCAGUUCUGCUGCGACAAUAGCAAGGUUCCUGUAACGACGAGGCGGCCAAAGCCAAAACCGACGACGCAGAAACCGGUAACGACGACGGUGGCGGGGCCACCGGACAAUCGACCCGACUGUCGCGGAUCCUGCAUCAUCUCCUACCUGUCCUUCACGUGCUUCAACAACGCCGAGGUGACGCCGCUGUUCAAGUGCAAAAAUCCCAAGUACAGCUGCUGCGCCGCCAAAUCGGUCAUCCGCGAGUUCCAAGGCAUUCACGGGGACAACAGCAGCGGCACGACGGGCUCCCAAGGCAUUUCCACCGGCUACGGCAACGUCGGUAUCGAUAAUUCUCUCAGCAACAGGAACGACUCGGUCUAUCCACACAUGACCACGUCUUAUUCGCCCUACAACACUGCCCAGAUGCUACCUACUUCGCUUCACUACGAAACAACGACUUUGUCAACGACGUCGACAACGAAAUCCUCAUCGUCGUACGGCAAAUACGUGUGCGGCGUCAAGGGCACGUCGCAGGCACCGAUGCAGGCGCGCAGCAGUGCGGUCGAGAUGUAUCGUCGAGGGGCCCGAGUCGUCGGUGGCGAGGACGCCGACGCCAACGAGUGGUGCUGGCAGGUCGCCCUCAUCAAUUCGCUCAAUCAGUACCUGUGCGGCGGUGCGCUCAUCGGCACUCAGUGGGUCCUCACGGCGGCUCACUGCGUCACCAACAUCGUACGAUCGGGCGACGCGAUUUACGUGAGGGUGGGCGACGUCGAUCUCACCAGGAAGUACGGCAGUCCCGGAGCGCAGACGCUGCGAGUCGCCACCACCUACAUACAUCACAAUCACAACAGCCAGACCCUGGACAACGACAUCGCCCUGCUCAAACUGCACGGCCAGGCGGCCCUCAAGGACGGCGUCUGCCUCGUCUGUCUGCCCGCCCGAGGCGUCAGUCACACGGCCGGCAAGAGGUGCACCGUCACCGGCUACGGUUACAUGGGAGAAGCUGGACCGAUUCCGUUACGGGUGCGCGAGGCUGAGAUUCCGAUAGUCAGCGACGCGGAAUGCAUUAGAAAAGUCAACGCGGUAACAGAGAAGAUCUUCAUUCUGCCAGCCAGCAGUUUUUGCGCCGGUGGCGAGCGGGGCAACGACGCCUGUCAGGGCGACGGCGGUGGACCGCUGGUAUGCCAGGACGAUGGCUUCUACGAACUCGCCGGUUUGGUGUCUUGGGGCUUCGGCUGCGGACGCGUCGAUGUGCCAGGAGUUUACGUCAAAGUGUCGGCCUUCAUAGGAUGGAUCAAUCAAAUCAUCAGCGUCAACAAUCUGUAGCCUGAAUGAAUUUUACAAAUUAUAAUUUGAAAAUGCGACUCAAUGUUUGAAUGAGUACGAAAUAUCAUACCACGUAAUCAAUCGUAUCGCUUCGUGCUGUGAUAUUAUUUCGAAACGUUAUUCGGUAGCUGAUGCAUAACUCUCUUUCAAAAUUACCCAAAAUUGUCAAAAGGUAAACUUUGGUCAAGUAAAAAUAAACGUAAAGUCGCAUGUAAAAGUAUUCAUAAAAAUAAAUUAAUAUUAUAUAAUUUGCAAGUACACUGAGAGUGCUUGCAAAAUAGAAGCAGACGAAUUGAUCAGAAAUUGUAUAAAUCGUUACACUAUAAGAUAUAGGAGUUUAUCGUGAAAUGUUUUAUUGCGAUAAGAAAAUUCGCUAUAACAUAGAGUGCGAGCGCAUCCAUACUGAAAAAUC